ACCCAGAGAAUCUCGUAACUCCUCCCAUUUUCCCCCCCUUUUUUCUCGUGAAGAUAACCUGUCAACAACGAAUUCCGUUAAUGUUCGUGUGGAAUAAACGAUGUACUAUGUGAACGUGUGUUGCAAUGACUUAAUUAUAGAUCAAUAAAUAUUAAUACGAUUAAAACAUUAAUGCUUGCUAUAUAUAUAUUUGUAUUUCCAUCUAAGCAGGUACAAAUUAUGCAUGUUCAUGAAUUGCAAACCAAAUUAGAAACAAUCUGUAUCUGUGUGUGAUAUUUAGCAGUGUUUUACUAAAAAAAAGGGGGAGGGGUGGUAUUCUACACAGUAAGUUAGUAUGCUUUGUUAAAAAAAAGUCUUGGCAUAUUAGCUGUUUAAUCAAAAACUAUUAAGUAUAUAACUAUGCAAGCAGAAUUUGUAGAAGAGCAAAAAUAUUUGAAUAAUAUAUAUAGUGAGUCACGUUCAUACCAACACGACUUAAAGAAAAGUAUGUACACUUGCCAAAGUGGCAGACCACAUAUCUGUCAUACCUGUUGCAAAUCAUUUUCACAUGAAGAAAACUUGAAGAAACAUAUUUGUAUUCAAACUGCCAAGAAGCUGUAUGAUUGUGAUUUAUGUUUUAAGUCUUUUGAAUGUGAGGAUGCUUUAAUGCAACAUAUGCACAUUCAUCCUGAUGAGAAGCCACAUAAAUGUGAUAUUUGUUGCAAGACAUUUGCAUGCAAAUAUGACUUAACAAAGCAUAAGCAUAUCCACACCAAUGAGAAACCAUAUUUAUGUAAUGUAUGUAGUAAGUCAUUUUCACAGAAGCAUAAUUUGAAUGCACAUGUGCACAUUCACACAGGUGAGAAACCACAUGAAUGUGAUGUUUGUUGGAAGUCAUUUGCUCACAAAUUUGCUUUAAUGCAGCACAUGCAGAUCCACACAGGCAAGACACUACCUGAAUGUGAAGUUUGUUCCAAAUCAUUUGCGUACAAAGGUAAUUUAUUAAAACAUAUGCGUGUGCACACAGGUGAGAAGUUAUAUGAGUGUGAUAUAUGUUACAAGUCAUUUGCCUAUAAAGGUGACCUAAAAAGACAUAUACUUAUUCACAAAGGUGUAAAGCCACAUGAAUGCAAUAUAUGUCGAAAAUCGUAUAUAUGCAUGGGUUAUUUAAAGGAUCAUAUGCUCACCCACACUAAUGAAAAACGACAUAAGUGUGAUGUAUGUUCUGAAUCAUUUGCACGUAAAGGUAACUUAUACAGACAUAUGCGUAUCCACACUGGUGAGAAACCACAUGUAUGUGAAGUCUGUAGCAAGUCAUUUUCAUGUAAAGGUCACUUAAAUAUGCAUAUGUGUAUCCAUACAGGUGAAAAGCCACACGAGUGUGGUGUAUGCAAGAAGACAUUUGCUCGCAAAGCUCACUUAAGCCUACAUAUGUGUACCCAUACAGGUGAAAAACCAUAUGAAUGUGAUAUGUGUUGUAAGUCAUUUGCAUGCAGGUCUGACUUAAACAAACAUACACGUACUCACACAGGUGAAAAACCAUAUAAAUGUGAAAUAUGCUGCAAAUCAUUUGCUCAGAAAGGUAGCUUAAAUUCACAUACGCAUAUUCACACUAGUGGGAAAUCGCGGUAUUUACGUAUUCUCUCACCGACCAUGAGAGUUGGUGGAGAUCCGACUGCACCAACAAUUCCGGUGAAAGUUUGAAUGAAUAUAUUGCUCUUUAUUUAAUUAGAUAAUCAGUAAAAUCAUGUUACGAAUAUGGUGUAUAAAGGCUUAAAUAACUACAAGCUCAAGCUUUGAGAUUAUCUGGCUAAGAAAUUGAAAACUGCCACAAUUAUUACUUUACUGUGCUUUUAUAAUAUACCUUUAGUUGAGACAUUAUAUUAUAAUGUUUCCUUAGUACAUGCUAGCAUAUGAAUAUAUUGAGAUAUAAAAGCUGUUGAAUUUCACACGUCUAAAAUAUGUACUUACUUGUUAGUGGAGCCCCCUUGGCACAGUUUGGCAUUUUUAUUCAGAAGAAAAAUAAAUGAUGGCAUAAUUGCAGAUUAUUCUUUAUACAUGCUAAUUAAUACAUUCAUAUUUUAUAUUUAACUUGAAAAUCAAUCAUUAAAGCUACUUGAUACAGGUUUGUA
Messenger RNA from Stegodyphus dumicola, 2111 nucleotides. RefSeq lists its product as uncharacterized. Gene Ontology annotation, molecular function: DNA-binding transcription repressor activity, RNA polymerase II-specific; RNA polymerase II cis-regulatory region sequence-specific DNA binding. Gene Ontology annotation, cellular component: nucleoplasm. The record is from RefSeq and is a predicted model, not a curated record. Gene Ontology annotation, biological process: regulation of transcription by RNA polymerase II. Lineage: Eukaryota; Metazoa; Arthropoda; Arachnida; Araneae; Eresidae.